CUUCCUGGUGUAUUACAUAUCUCUGUAAAAAAGGUAAGGUUGUAUAAAUGUUUGGAUCAAUGACUACAGAAUUUUACGUCAACAUUCCUGAAAGUGAUAUUAUGUUAGUAUAUAUUCAUGAUGAGAUGAUGAUCAGUUUGUAAUGGAAAAUUUGAAUCAACCACCUCUCAGUCACCGAUCAAUGAAGUAUCCAAAUAUGUGUAUAACUCAGUCGCGUUUCAUGACGUUCAGCUCAUGGACAAAUAUAAAUACAGCUGAUGUAGAGUCUUUGGUUGGUGCUGGUUUCUUUUAUACAGGUAACGAGGAUCAUGUGCGUUGUUUUGACUGUGGCAUUGGUCUUCGAAGCUGGGAACCCGAGGAUGAUCCUAUGGUUGAACAUGCAAGAUGGUCUCCAACAUGUAAAUUUGUCAUCGAAAAUAAAGGUCAAGAAUUCAUAGAUGCUGUACAAACUGCUGUUCGACAACUGGAAGCAGAAAACCUGAUUGGUCAUUCUGAAUCUGAAUUCAACACAACCAUAUUAAAUCCAGACGAUGCAGAAAACAAGAAUAUUAUAAGCCAGUCUGUUAUAGAAAAAGACGUUCUACCAUGUGGACGACCUCCUACUGCAGCAGAAAGGAAGAAUCCAUUACUUACAAAUGCAGCACAAGCGCUGAUAGAAUAUCGUUAUUUACCUAAAACUGUUAAAACUGCAAUCGAUAUUGUAUUGCAAGAAAAGGGAUGGCAAGAAUUGACUUCUUCAAACUUAUUGCGUACUAUUUUCAAUCUUUCAAAUAAUGGACAGUUAAACGAUUGUGAUACUAUGCAACCCUUUCUUCAAGACAAAAUACUUAUGAACAAAAAGCGGGGACUUGAGCCAAUAUUAGACAUAAAACAAAAGAUACUCCAUGAAAACAGAGAGAUGAAAGAAAGAAUGUUAUGUAAAAUAUGUUGUGAAAACAUUGUGUGUAUUGCCUUUUUACCUUGUGGUCACCUGAUAAGCUGUUCCCAGUGUGCACCAUCUCUUGGAAACUGCCCGGUUUGUAGGACGGAGGUCAAAGGUUCUUUUAGAGCCACCUUUGCAGUUUGAAUAUUUUACAUACAUCUCAUUAAUACCGUUUCAUGUGAUACAAUUCUUUCAAUCUCAAAAGGACAAUGGAUUAAACUUUAAAACAUAUACGUACAUUUAUUACUAAAAUCGAAUAUCUUUUGUUAACUGAAUAUAUUAUGUAAACAAGUUCGACUAAUACAAUCGUGAUUUAUUUAUUUUAUUUCUACAAAUGUUUUUAAAUAUUUAAUAUUAUUAUAUGCUUUUGUGCAAAUGAACAACGGCAUUAAAAUAUUUCCAAAGCAA
Molecule: messenger RNA, 1330 nt
Organism: Mytilus californianus (California mussel)
Lineage: Eukaryota; Metazoa; Mollusca; Bivalvia; Mytilida; Mytilidae
Product: baculoviral IAP repeat-containing protein 7-B-like
Exons: 7
Coding region: 143-1066 (307 amino acids)
Biological process (GO): negative regulation of apoptotic process; positive regulation of protein ubiquitination; regulation of cell cycle
Cellular component (GO): cytoplasm; nucleus
Molecular function (GO): ubiquitin protein ligase activity; cysteine-type endopeptidase inhibitor activity involved in apoptotic process
Source: RefSeq, a predicted model, not a curated record